GCCGGACUAGACCAAAUAUAAUGGGCUUGGGGUCCAAAGCCCUCCCUAUUUAAGCCCUUUCAGUUGAAAGUUCGCGCUUAAUUGUCGUCAUUGUCUCUCUACAGCUCCGGUGCAAUUGUCAGAAGCGGAGAUGGUGAAGGGCCCUGGUCUGUAUUCCGACAUCGGGAAAAAAGCCAGAGAUCUUCUCUACAGAGACUACGUCGCUGACCACAAGUUUUCUGUCACUACGCACACCUCCGACGGCGUGGCCAUUACAUCAUCUGGUGCUAAGAAAGGUGAGGCACUUAUCGCCGGCGUCAACAUCCAGCGGAAGGAUGAAAAUUUCACAAUGGAUACCAAAGUGGACACCAAUUCCAAGCUGUAUGUGACUAUUAAUAUUGAUGAACCACCAGAGCGGAAGACCAUCUUUAGUUUCAUUGCUCCUGACUGGAAAUCACCCAAGGUGGAAUCACAGUACUGGUCUGAGUAUGCUGGAAUCACUACAAGCAUUGGGCUAACUGGAAAUCCAUUUAUCACUUUCUCUGGUGUUGUUGGGACCAAUACCCUUGCUGUUGGGACUGAUCUGUCAUUUGACACUGCCAGUGGGACUUAUGACAAAAUCAAUGCUGGAUUGAGUAUCUCUACCCCCGACUUGACAACUUCUUUAACAUGGAAUGACAAGGGCAACACACUUACUGCUACAUAUUACCACACUGUAUGGCCAUUAACAAACACAAACAUUGGUGCAGAGUUGGUUCACACUUUCUCAAGCAACGAGAAAUCUGUAACCAUUGGGACCCAACAUGCAUUGGAUCCAUUGACCAUGGUUAAAGCCAAGGUUAACAACAAUGGCAAGGUAUAUGCUCUUAUCCAACACGCAUGGAGUCCAAAGUCACUUUUUACCAUCUCGGGUGAGGUAGACACUAGGGCAACUGUGAAGAGUGCCAAAUUUGGGUUGGCUCUUGCUCUCAAGGCAUGAUUGCCUGAUUGGUUUACUACAUUGGGGUUGUAGUGGAAGCCUGGGAGAGAGUGGUGUUUUGCUGGUGAUGUUUUUUUGGAGCGAGAAAAUGAGUUGGGGAGAAAAUGUUUAUGCAAUUAGUAUCUCUGUACUAAAUGAUCUUUCUAUUCACUGGUGGUUUUGUGCCAGUGACUUACCUGUUCAAUAUUAUGGACUUCAUACAAUUUCCUGUACUCUUUUGUACAGUUUUCUACUCCGUAUUAUGUUUGGUUUUGAUAUCAACACUACAGUCCAAUGUGGUCUUAGAAUACUCGGCUGAUGUUUCCUUAACUGAAAGUCACUUUUUAAAUUUCAC
Molecule: messenger RNA, 1292 nt
Organism: Cuscuta epithymum
Lineage: Eukaryota; Viridiplantae; Streptophyta; Magnoliopsida; Solanales; Convolvulaceae
Source: the annotation of a GenBank genome assembly